This is a messenger RNA of Erythranthe guttata (spotted monkey flower), 2385 nucleotides long. Its product is annotated as putative inactive purple acid phosphatase 9. Gene Ontology annotation, molecular function: metal ion binding; acid phosphatase activity. The record is from RefSeq and is a predicted model, not a curated record. NCBI's taxonomy places the organism in Eukaryota, Viridiplantae, Streptophyta, Magnoliopsida, Lamiales, Phrymaceae.
ACACAAGUAUUAAAAAAGAAAAUAAUAAAUAAAAUAGAACCAAUAAUUAAUUUUAUAUUAUUUGCUUUCUGAUCCAACCAAUCCUCAACAAUCAAUAUCCAGCCCCUGUUAUUAUUUCACCUCGUCAGAUCGAAAAGAAAAAAAUCUUGAUCAAGAAAUUCAAAUAAAAAAUCAUGAUCCAAUCAAACCUAAUUCUUCUUCUUCUACCGAUUCUCUCUCAUCUCCUUUUUCAAUUUUCCUCGUCGUCGGAAAUCACCGUUUCCGUCAGCUCCAGAUCCAUACCCAAGUCCGGCGACCCAAUCACCGUCAAAUGGUCCGGCAUUGAUUCCCCAUCGGAGCUCGAUUGGCUCGGUAUUUAUUCACCCGCUAAUUCUACUCACCAGAACUUCAUAGGUUACAUUUUCCUUUCGUCCUCACCGGAAUGGCAAUCCGGGUCGGGUUCAGUCACCAUCCCCUUAAUCAACCUCCGAUCCGAUUACCAGUUCCGGGUCUUCCACUGGACCGAGUCCGAAAUCAACCCGAAGAAGCAAGACCACGAUCACAACCCCAUACCGGGGACCAAACACCUGCUCGCGCGAUCCGAAACCGUCCGGUUCGAACCGGGCCGGGGACCGGAGCAGGUUCACCUGUCGUCGACGGGUAACGACGGUGAGAUGCGGGUCAUGUUCGUGACCCACGAUGGGAAGGAGAGCUUCGUGAAAUACGGGUUGACCCGAGAUAAAACGGGUAGGGUUGCGGGCACCCGUGUGUCGAGGUACGAGAGGGAGGAUAUGUGCGACACGCCGGCGAACUCCAGCAUCGGGUGGAGGGAUCCGGGGUUUAUACACGACGGCGUGAUGGUUGAUUUAGAAGAUGGAAAGAGGUAUUAUUAUCAGGUGGGCAGUGAUUCUGGGGGUUGGAGCACAAUUUACAGCUUCGUCUCGCAAAUUAGGGAUUCAACUGAAACGACAGCGUUCUUGCUUGGAGACAUGGGCACAUACACGCCGUACUCGACUUUCGUGCGCAUACAAGAAGAGAGCAUCGCCACCGUUAAAUGGAUAAGCAGAGACAUCGAAGCUAUAGGCGAAAAGCCCGCUUUGAUCUCGCACGUCGGAGACAUAAGCUACGCCCGAGGCUAUUCUUGGUUGUGGGACAACUUCUUCAAUCAAAUCGAACCCAUUGCAUCCAAAGUACCCUACCAUGUCUGCAUAGGCAACCAUGAAUACGAUUGGCCAGCUCAGCCGUGGAAGCCCGAUUGGUCUUAUUCGAUCUACGGGAAAGAUGGUGGAGGAGAGUGUGGGGUACCUUACAGCCUCCGAUUCAACAUGCCCGGAAACUCGUUGGAACCCACCGGAACAAGAUCACCCCCCACUAGGAAUCUUUACUAUUCGUUCGAUAUGGGUGUGGUCCACUUCGUCUAUUUCUCCACAGAAACCAACUUUCUUUCGGGGAGUAAACAGUACGAAUUCUUGAAAAACGACUUAUCAUCGGUCGACAGAAACAAGACGCCUUAUGUCGUUGUGCAUGGCCACAGGCCGAUGUACACAACCAGUUAUGAAACGAGAGAUGCCCCUUUUAGAGAGAGAUUGCUGGCUAAUUUAGAACCUCUUUUUGUGGAGAACAAUGUUACGGUGGCUUUGUGGGGGCACGUGCAUAGGUACGAGCGGUUUUGUCCGCUUAAUAACUUCACCUGUGGAAGCUCAGGUUUUCCCGUGCAUAUGGUGAUUGGGAUGGCGGGGCAAGAUUGGCAGCCUAUAUGGCAGCCCAGGCAGGACCACCUCGAAGAUCCGAUUUUUCCUCAGCCCGUUCGAUCUUUAUACCGUGGUGGUGAGUUUGGGUAUGUUAGGCUUGAGGCGAAUAGGGAGAGACUUACGUUGUCUUAUGUGGGGAACCAUGAUGGACAGGUGCAUGAUGUGGUGGAGAUUUUGGCGUCGGGGCAAGUCUUUAAUGGCCGUGCUAAUAUGAUCGUUGCUGGUGGUGGUGGUGGUGGUGGCGGUGAUGGCGGUGUUGUAAUUUCGUGGUAUGUUAAGGUUGCUAGUAUACUGGUUCUUGGCGCUUUUCUCGGGUAUGUUGUAGGGUUCGUUUCGCGUUCGAGAAGGGAUGCUGCUUCGGAGGCGAAAUGGACUGCUGUGAAGAGUGAGGAUAUUUGAAUUUCGUCGAGUGCUGUAAGAAUUUCUUCUUGUUUGUAAAUCGGUUUUUAGAUUGAUGCAGUAAGGUACGGCUAAAAUGCUUUAUAUCCGUUUUCUUGUUCCGAGCUUUCUGCUGUAGUACGAGUCGAUUCGAGGCUUUCGCACGGGGCUAUAAUUGAGUGUGCACCGUUGAUGGUUGCCCUAUUAUAGUGUGUAGAAUAAUAUUAAAUACUAUACUUUUUGUUGAUUUUUUUUUGAAUUUAUAUUUUUUUGUUGG